Pyricularia oryzae 70-15 is the source of this 1611-nucleotide messenger RNA. RefSeq lists its product as uncharacterized. Bases 253 to 1056 code for a protein of 267 amino acids. NCBI's taxonomy places the organism in Eukaryota, Fungi, Ascomycota, Sordariomycetes, Magnaporthales, Pyriculariaceae. The record is from RefSeq and is a predicted model, not a curated record. The transcript is spliced from 2 exons. Gene Ontology annotation, cellular component: membrane; endomembrane system.
GUGCGUAGCCACACCUGUCGGUGGAACAUUGUAUUCCGUGAUGGCCACGGUAUCAUUCUUCUUCUGGCGUUUUCUCCCUCCCUGAUUAACUAUUGCUUUUGCUAUUUGUAUUUCGCCCCAUCUGAGCUGUGCUCUCUGUUGGCUCGUUCGAGCUUAUUACAUUUGUUUAUUUCCUCCCCGUCGCCCGGGACGUCGGUCAGGCCCGGCGCAUUGUCUAGACUCGCACCGAGAGGACAAGAGAGAAAAAACACAAUGGCGGACGAAGGAGAAUUGCGCCAGAGGAAGCCGGCACCUGACGCCAAAUGGACAAAGAUUGACCCGUCGACCACAAAGAUUCGAACAAAGAAGGAGAUCGAGGACGAGGAAGAUGUUUACUAUCCCUGGUGGGAUCUCCUCCGCCUCGCUGUCGGUCUGACGAUCGCCUACUGCGGCCUGAGCUACUUGGCAACUGGCGGCGAGACCUAUUCGAUCGGCUACCAAGUUCCCAUGAAAUACCUGCACCUGGACUCAAUCUCAAACCCAUUCAGAAAGCCGCUAUGGAUCACGCCCGAGGAACUCGCUGCUUUUGACGGCUCGGACGAGAACAAGCCGGUCUACAUUGCCAUCAACGGCACCAUUUACGACGUCUCCGCGAACCGCCGCACCUACGGCCCCGGCGGCUCGUACCAAUUCUUUGCCGGCGUCGACGCCUCGCGCGCCUACGUCACAGGCUGCUUCGCCGAGGACCGCACGGCCGACAUGCGCGGCGUCGAGGAGAUGUUUCUGCCGCUCGAGGACCCCGAGGUCAACAAGCAGUUUUCGGCCGCGGAGCUCGAGGAGAUGCGCAAGAGGGAGCGCGAGGAGGCUGAAAGGAAGCUGCACGACGCGCUGAAGCACUGGGUCCAGUUCUUCCGCAACCACAAAAAGUAUAGAAACGUCGGCCGCGUCAAGAGGCGGCUCGACUGGCUGGAAAAGGAGCCGAAAAAGAAGCUGUGCAAGCAGGCCCAGGAGGGGAGGCCGAAGAGGAAGAUUCCCGGCGACAAGAAUAAGACGAACGCUGGCACGGGCGGGCAAUAGGUUGAUUGGUGACUUGUGGCCCUGCGUAUCGUCAAAAAUCUAAAGGGGUUCUUUGGAGGCACUGUCGUUUUGGGGUGCAUGCGUAAAUCAUUAAAUUUGCAGGCUCAAGUUACAACCCUAGGGUAGGUAGGUACCUACCUGGGUAUGCAGCCACAACAUUACUAGCAUAUUGCAUUAUGUACUGUACGACGUCCUCUGACCCAAUGUUUCCGCAACACAGCUCUUGUGCUUGGGGUUCAGACGAUCAAAGACUGCGCUCUUGCUGCCUGUCGUGAUGUUGGCAGCGUAUAUGAAGUACCCUGUCGUUACCCUGACCUGUCCAGCACACCGAGGCCCAGCAAUGUCUCCCAGCUAAUGGUUGCCAUAGAAUCUUGAUCAUAGUUCCCGCCUAGGCAUGGGAGCCUCCUCCUUCACUGGCCUAACUCGAUCCCAGCUUCAUCUUCUGGCUCGUACUCCUGAAUGUAUGGUUCAUGGCUCGUGCUCAUGCAGCAUCCCAUGAUGAUUGAUUUCAGUUGACCAGAUGUUUUUCUUUUUUUUUUCUUCUUUUUUUUUUGG